Molecule: messenger RNA, 925 nt
Organism: Pundamilia nyererei
Lineage: Eukaryota; Metazoa; Chordata; Actinopteri; Cichliformes; Cichlidae
Product: regulator of G-protein signaling 5
Exons: 5
Coding region: 161-646 (161 amino acids)
Source: RefSeq, a predicted model, not a curated record
GCUGUUCUAAUCGAAGCAGAUUGACAGAUCAGAUAGCACACGGGCGGACUGCUGUAUAUAAGAGCAGCACGCUUUAGUCCAGGAGACUGGCUCGGAAUAAUUCUUCAAAUACAGCUCGGUUAAUUUUCCCUUUGCAGAUCAUUUAAUACUAGCAGCUUCAAUGUGUAGGGGGCUCUCCUACCUGCCUUCCUCAUGUCUGGAGAAGGCAAAAGAGAUGCGGGUGAAGCUAAGCCACCUGGCUGAGACCCACCACAAGAACAAGACUCAGGACGGAAGAAUUCUGCAAGACUUGGAAACUCUGCUGAACAGCAAAAGUGGUUUGCAGGCCUUUCGGGCGUUCCUGCGCUCCGAGUUCAGUGAGGAGAACCUUCAGUUCUGGCUGGCUUGCGAGGAUUACAGGGUUUCCCCUUCAAACCUGCAGAAGAACAAGGCCUGCAGCAUCUACAGCCAGUUUAUCAACCCUGACGCUCCACUGGAGGUAAACCUGGAUGCUGAGACCCGGGAGGCUCUGCUGAGUGUGAUGGACUCUCCAUGUCCCAACACAUUCAACAAAGCACAGCAGAGGAUCUACAGUCUGAUGGCCAAGGACUCCUUCCCUCGUUUCCUGCGCUCACAUCACUGCAUGGAGGCCGUUAAGGCUUUUUAAACAUGCUCAGAUUAGUACUAGACCUGCUUUAGAAAUAAGUGCUGGUGAAUCUGUACUGCUUCAAUUGUUGAUUGUAUUUUAGCAAUUAAUCUAACAUAUAUGAUCAUGUUAACCAUAAGGUAGUGCUGUCCUUAUAUGCACAGUAUACUAUCAGUAAGCUUUAAGUCUGACGUUGUAACCUCAUAAUUAUCAAACUUAAAUGUAGAUGUUGCACCUCUGCAUGGCUACAAAUUAAAUCCAGCAAAAGGAUUUAAAUAAAUACCUCAUAACAGAGAACUC